Molecule: messenger RNA, 1041 nt
Organism: Leptosia nina
Lineage: Eukaryota; Metazoa; Arthropoda; Insecta; Lepidoptera; Pieridae
Source: the annotation of a GenBank genome assembly
AUGAAAAAUAAGGCAACAAAAGAAGAUAAAACUAAAAAGGGUUUACAAAAUGAUCAUGUACUCUCAGUUCUUUCAAUUGCUGUUGCAAUACCACUAUCAAUGUCAUUUUGGAUUAUCAACAUCAUUUAUUCCAAAAUAUUUCAAAGUGAAGGUUUUGAUGAAAUUACACUGAUUUCUCCUGGAAGAUGGUUAGCGGCUUGUAUUAUACCUAUUCUUGUAGCUUUCUAUGGAUAUAGAAGAAAAACACUUAGUUUAAGUGGUGCCCUACUAGCUUUAGUAGUAGGCUUUGUCCUUGUUUUGUCCAAUUAUUGUUUCAUGAUGACUUUACUAAUAUUCUUUUUAUCAUCAUCAAAGGCUUCACACUUUAGACCACAUUUGAAAAAAAAAUUUGAAGAAGAUUUUAAAGCAGGUGGUGAAAGAACAUGGGUUCAAGUUUUAUGCAAUGGAGGAAUGGCUACACAGCUUGGUAUCUUAUAUUUAAUUGACGUUGGGUCAUCCGAACGACCUAUUGACUUUGUUAAAGAUUAUAGAGCAUCUUGGCUAAGUAUGGGAGUUCUAGGAGUACUAGCUUGUUGUAAUGGUGAUACUUGGGCCUCGGAACUUGGCACAGUGUUAUCAAAAUCUGAUCCUUACUUGAUAACAUCAUUUAAAAAAGUACCAAAAGGGACAAACGGAGGAAUAAGUUUUAUAGGAACCGUUUUAAGUACACUUGCGGGUAUUGUUAUAGGUGUUGCACAUUACCUAUCAAUUUUGUAUUUUGCUGACAGAACCACUUGGAUGUAUGCACCUCCUCAGUGGCCAAUUAUCGUAUAUGGUGGACUGGGGGGUCUUAUUGGAAGUAUGAUUGAUUCUAUUAUGGGAGCAACAUUACAAUAUAGUGGCAUUGAUAAAGAUGGCAAAAUAGUAUCCCACUCCAGUGUAUCCGUAAAACAUAUAAGUGGGAAAAAUAUUUUGGACAAUAAUAGUGUCAACCUAAUUUCGACCGUAGUUAUGGGAUUACUAAUACCAACUCUCAGUAAGAAUUUUUGGCCACUGGUGUAA